CGUUUCGAUAUCUCAAAUCCGUCCAGAUAUAUCUUAAGUCUAUGAAUUCUUUCUAUUCAUCUUCUACCUUCGAAGCUAGUUCCUCAUUUCUUUGAUCUUCUGUUUCCUUUUGCACCUCCUGUAAACAGACCCGAGGUGCUCAUUGCCAUGCCCAAGACGACGAAAGCCGCAAAGGCUCAGCGGCCUCGAAAGACCAUCGAAUCUUAUGGUCGCGUUACAAAAGCGACUUCGGCACUCUCGACCUCAAAGAAGCGAAAGGCCAGCCCAGAGCCUCUGGAAUCCGCUCCUAGCACUUUACCCUCUAUCUCUACUCCGAGAAAGAGAUUUCGUACCCAUGGACUCAACACACCCGCCGAGACUCCAACGAAGGCACUCGGUCGCUCACUCGAAAUUUUGAACAUCAAGCCUACCGACUCGCCCAAACUCUCCUCAUUCUCCGCCAAACUCCAUGGUCUCCCAUCGCCAUCCGCCUCACAAGAUGCAACUCCCACUACCUCGCGCUCCGCUGCCGACACGAUUCCCCCAACCGAUGAGGCGAUUCCCCAGACAGUGCAGGACCUUAUUAGCCUAAAUGCAUCGUUCUUUACGGGCCUUUCUAUCCACUAUGCGCAUCAUGGUACCGGUACAACCGUCGAUGUGAAGGAGCUUACGCCGGCCAUUAGCCGGAUCUGGGGAAGGAGAAGGGUGAGACUAGACGAUCUACAACGAUGCUUGGGUGUACUCACUCUCAACGCAUCGGACCGGAUCCCGUUCGCGCUCGUCGACCACGGAAGGGGAAAGGUGUGCUUAGAGCUGCUCUCAAAUACCGCCAACAAUGUCACCGUUCGCCAGCCGGAUACGGAGGCCAUGAAGCAAGAAUUCGAGCAGCUCAUUGUCAAGGAAUGGUCCCAGAGCGACGAAAAUGCAGAUGACUUCGUGGCGUCCCUGCCGACGGUGCCGGUCAAGUCGAGCAAGUCGCUGGUGCGAAUCCAGCCGCUGCUCAUGCGCGGUCAGCAACGUUUAGAAGAUCUCAUGAAGGGGCGGUUGCCACCGUCAACGAUCCAAUCCACCACGCGGAAGCGCCGUCAUGGUGAUCGCGACGACUCCCCAGUCCCCGAACCGUCCGCAGAAUCUGAUGAGCAUCCCGUGAAGCGACUGAAAGAGGCGUCAACGGACGUUGGCCCUCCGAAACCUGUGCCAAACCAACGAAAGGAACGUCACCCGAACCACGAAACCCUGUCACUCCCCUCAUCCGCCUCCCGGCAAACCUCACUCCUCGACCGCAUCCGCGUCAAAGAAUCCGUCUCCGCCACCCAAGUUGUGCGCUCCCCCACCGAGCUAGCCCGCCACGCCGCGCUGUCCCGCGCCCCCGAGGUCCUCUCGAUCCUCGACCUCCUCCUCUGCUCCAAGGGUAUCAUUCUCUCGCCGACCGCGCCGGUGGCGCGCACGUCCUUUUCGCUGAACGCGGUCGUCAAGGCGGUGCAGGGGAGCGUUAAGAACCCGCUGGCGAGUAAGGACGUGGGAGAUGUGUUGAGGGUUCUUGAGGAGGUGACGGGGGGGUAUGUGAGGUUGGUGUCGUUUGGUGGUGUGCAUGCAGUCGUCGUUGCUGGGAGAAGGCCGAGGGAAGCGGAUAUUAGUUCUUGGGGAAUCGGUCAAUGAGCCGCAUGAUGUACUAUAUGAGGAGCAACAUUGUGCCUUAGAGUAGGGUACUACGGCUGAUACACCCUGUUUCUACCACGCUGUGUCAAGGAAUUUAUAGACAUGCAAAACGAAUGACG
This is a messenger RNA of Eremomyces bilateralis CBS 781.70, 1757 nucleotides long. RefSeq lists its product as uncharacterized. The coding region runs from base 148 to 1638 and encodes 496 amino acids. NCBI's taxonomy places the organism in Eukaryota, Fungi, Ascomycota, Dothideomycetes, Eremomycetales, Eremomycetaceae. The record is from RefSeq and is a predicted model, not a curated record. The transcript has a single exon.